AUGGCAAGUAAACUUAUUCUCUAUGGUGACAUGAUGUCACAACCAGUCAGAGCUGUCAGAUUCAUGUUGUUGAAUCAUAAGAUACCACAUGUAUUCAAAGCUGUAAAGAUUGCUAGUUUAGAGCAUCUCAGUGAUGAAUAUAAAAGGAUGUAUGAUCAAUCUAAAUAUAUCUAUAUCUAUCUAUCUAAUCAAUCAAUAGAGAUUAAAUUAACACUUUUAAAUUGCAUAUAUUGUAGUAACCCAUUACAUCUAAUACCAGCUCUUCAAGAUGGUGAUCUUACAUUGGUAGAAAGUCAUACCAUCAUGAGAUACAUUGCUCAAAAGUAUAAAUUGGAUCAAUUGUAUUCCACUACCGAUUUAAUUCAAAGAUGUAAAGUUGAUAUGUAUUUAGAUUGGCACCAUUUAGGAUUACGUAAAGCUAGUACGAUGGUAUUUUUCUCUAAAUUUGUUGCACCAAGGAUUGGUAGAGCAGUCAAUCAGGCUGCACUAGAUAUGGAGAUCAUGAACCUUCAAACUUCACUAAGCAAAUUUGAAUCGAUUUGGUUGGGAGACAAGAAAUUCAUUGUUGGUGACCGACCCACUUUGGCCGACUAUUCAGCAUUUACAGAGAUAUCUAAUCUAAGAUUUGUUCCAGUUGAAUUCUUUGACCUUUCAAAAUUCCCAAAGAUUGAUGCAUGGCUAAAAAGAUUUGAAUCUUUUGAUGGGUAUGAAGAAAGUCAUCUAAUCUUUAAAAAGGUAUUAUCUAAAUUGUAA
Molecule: messenger RNA, 753 nt
Organism: Cavenderia fasciculata
Lineage: Eukaryota; Evosea; Eumycetozoa; Acytosteliales; Cavenderiaceae
Exons: 2
Coding region: 1-753 (250 amino acids)
Biological process (GO): glutathione metabolic process
Cellular component (GO): cytoplasm
Molecular function (GO): glutathione transferase activity
Source: RefSeq, a predicted model, not a curated record